GCGGACGUAUUUUUGCUUCUUUAUUCGCGGGGUGGGAAGCUGCUGUUAGCGCGAUGGACUCCUCGAGGGUGCUGGAGUACCUGAUGGAGGUGGAAGUGGCGGCUGAAGACGUUCUCGCUGAUAAACAGCAGAUUGUAGAUCUUGACGCAAGAAGGAACAGAAAUCGAGAAGCCAUGAAUGCUCUUCGAGACAGUGCUUCUCAAAAUGACAAAGUCAAAGUCUGCUUUGGAAGCAUGUUUAUUAAAUUUCCCAAGGAGAAUGCCAAGUCCAUGAUUCAGAAAGAUCAAGAGCAGCUUGACCAAGAAAUAAAUGACAUCCGAAAACGCCUGAAGGCAAAAGUGAAUCAUCUUAAUGACUUACAAGGGAAGCCUGAACUCAGAGGAUACAACCUGUCUCCACUCAGCAGUGAUGAACUAAAAGCAAUCAAUAAUAUCCUCAUGAGAUGAUGCAGCUUUUUCAGGCUGACUAGAGACUAUGAAGCAGGCAAAAGACUUGGCAGUUUGAUGUCGGAAUAAUGGUUAAAACUAAGGGAGCAGUCAAGAGUAUGAAGUCAGAAGAUCCCAAGCAUGAAAUGAAGGUGAAAGUAUCUCGACAAAAAUGAGGAAGAGUGACAUGUGAACAUCGUUGCAGGUGUGAAGGUUAAAGAAAUCUCAGUAAAAGUAUAAACUCUUCCAGAUAUGCUGACGUUUGUUGCAUCAAUAGCAGAAAUUCCUUUCUACCUACCUCUAGUUUAAAACACAUCAGCUAACUACAGUGAUACACCCAUGUGUAAUGGUGUGAAUACUGCUGUCACAUGGAGUCCAGUGUGUAUGUAAAAAAAUAUAUAAUUUCACAUUGUAAUAAUGCACAAUUUAAGCUGAUCAGUGUGAUGUCAUUUUUUGUGCCAAGGCGGUAGUUUUGCUUUAUGAAUAAAUCCUCAACAAUCCUCAA
Molecule: messenger RNA, 930 nt
Organism: Colossoma macropomum (tambaqui)
Lineage: Eukaryota; Metazoa; Chordata; Actinopteri; Characiformes; Serrasalmidae
Gene: pdrg1
Product: p53 and DNA-damage regulated 1
Exons: 5
Coding region: 54-446 (130 amino acids)
Biological process (GO): protein folding
Cellular component (GO): prefoldin complex
Source: RefSeq, a predicted model, not a curated record